GGACUGAGACAGGAAGAAAGACCUCUGCUAUUUGGCCCCUGAAAACCAAGAGGUGGACUGAGACAGGAAGAAGGACCUCUGCUAUUUGGCCUCUGAAAACCAAGAGGUGGACGGAGACAUGAAGAAGGACCUCUAAUAUUUGGCCUCUGAAAACCAAGAGGCGGACUGAGACAGGAAGAAGGACCUCUGCUAUUUGGCCUCUGAAAACCAAGAGCAAACAAUACUCAGUAAAAAGUCCUCUUUAUUCUGCAAGUAGACUGAGACAGGAAGGACCUCCAUAAUUUUGCCUCAAAAAACACCAAGAGGUACAGGGAGAAAGACUACCGAAAUUGGGCCUGAGAAAACGCCAUCAGGUUAUAGUCUCACCUUCUAUUCCAUGUGCAUUAAAAUAAAAUGGACUGGGACAGGAAGAAGGACAUCCGCAACUUGGCCUCAGAAAACACCACAAGGUGGAAUGGUACAGGAAAAGCAACCGCCGAAAUCGGGCCUCGGGAAAAUACCAUAAGCUUUUCAUUCUGCAGGUGGAAUGAGAGGGAAAACUGCCUUAAUUGGGCGUCAGAAAAGACGAUGAGCUCUUCAUUCUGCAAGUGGAGUGAUAGGGAGAACGACUGCCGAAAGGCUUCAGAAAACGCCAUCAGGUGGACUCGGACAGAAAAAAAGGACCUUCUAAAUUCGGCCUCACGAAACACCAAGAGUCUGCAGGUGGACUCUGACAGAAAAAAAAAUGACCUAAAUUCGGCCUCCCGAAACACCAAGAGGUCCCUGCAGGUGGACAGGAAAAAAGGAGCUCCUAAAUUUGGCCUCAUGAAACACCAGGAGGUACUCUUUAUUCUGCAGGUGGACUGGGACAGGAAAAAAGGAGCUCCUAAAUUUGGCCUCACGAAACACCAAGAGGUACUCUUUAUUCUGCAGGUGGACUGGGACAGAAAAGGACCUUCUAAAUUCGGCCUUACGAAACACCAAGAGGUGGACUCGGACAGGAACGACCUCCUAAAUUUGGCCUCAGAAAAACCAAUAGGUGGAAUGAGAGGGAAAACGACUGCAUUGGGCGUCAGAAAAGACGACGAGAUGGAAUUCGAGAGGAAGAACGGCCUCCGAAAUUUGGCGGCAGCAAACUCUGUCAAAAGGGCGACUGUGGUACUACGAGAACCCAGUCUCGGGUUUUCGUCAUGGACGAGAAUUUGACCGCGGAAGACUCCAAAAUUUCAUGUCGGGUGUCAAUUCGAUCGUUAUUCAGCUGCAUUUAAUGUGCGAUUAAACUUUGUGUCUCUGA
This is a messenger RNA of Ornithodoros turicata, 1273 nucleotides long. RefSeq lists its product as uncharacterized. The record is from RefSeq and is a predicted model, not a curated record. The transcript is spliced from 17 exons. Bases 394 to 1185 code for a protein of 263 amino acids. Lineage: Eukaryota; Metazoa; Arthropoda; Arachnida; Ixodida; Argasidae.